UGGUCGGAAGAGGCUCUGGUGUAUGCACUUCAUGUCAAAUCAAGCUCACAAUACUGCGCAUCCUGCCUGCUUUCGAUCAACCAGUGUCCACUAUUCCGCUGUUCUAAAUGCAAACGCAUCUUCUACUGUAGCAGAGUGUGUCAGAAAUCUCAUUGGGCUUCACACAAAUGCGAAUGCAGUUGCAUAGUCUCUAGUGGUACUUUUCCUACUGCUACUAUCCGACUUCUCUUCAACAUUAUUUCUUCGAAGGUAAAGAUCUAUGAGGGUAAUCCAUUUCUUGAGUCGCUCGUCUCUCGUGAGUCCAUCUUACUCAGAUUUUAUGUAUCUUUAGAUGUUGAAGAGCUGACUGCCGACAAUGAUACCAGAGUAAUAAUGGAGCAAGCUUACGCCAUGCUAGUGAUGUUUUCUAAUAAAAAUUUAUGUGUUUCUAAGCCGUAUUUCUUCCGUCUUUUUGGGAAGGCUAAAAUAAAUGCCUUCCAACUGACAAAUGAGUCUGGAGAUGAGAUUGGUGUUGCCUUGUUCGAGAGAUCUGCCAAGCUAGAUCAUUCCUGUUCACCCAAUGCAGACUUCGCUUUCAUUGGGAAACGAAUCAAAGUCAUUGCGAGUGAAGAGAUACUUGAUGUAUCCCAGAUACGGAUAUCUUAUGUAGAUCUUCUAGCGUCAAUGAAAAAACGUCGGGAAGAGCUUUCCGAUGGAUACUUUUUUCUCUGCAACUGUACCCGUUGUUCGGAUCUUGAACUGGAUGAACUCUGUUUGGCAGGCCUGUCAGUCAGUAUUUUCAUAUGUAACUGUGCACCCAUGUUAGGAGAAGUUAAGACACACUGCUAUAUCUCGGUCCUGGGUUUUUCCACAGACGCGGUUGAACUCUACAAAGCCUGCGCUGCUGCCGACAUUACUGGCAAUAAUGAAUAUCUGCGUCUUGUCUAUAAACAUCAGGACAGCUUACCCCUACUGCGUCUCUGUCGUACUAUGGUGCUAACUUACAAGGUGAAUAACGACAACGUGAAUGGUAUGCGCAAAGCUGCUUUUGGCUGA
Messenger RNA from Hydatigera taeniaeformis, 1035 nucleotides. Lineage: Eukaryota; Metazoa; Platyhelminthes; Cestoda; Cyclophyllidea; Taeniidae. The record is from the annotation of a GenBank genome assembly.